AUGGCUUCUUCAGCAUCCGACCGAGAUGUGCUUCCAGAUUCGGUCAAGCCUUCUCACUAUGCGCUCUCUAUCUACGAUAUCGAAUUAGGAGGAGCUUUUAGCUAUCAAGGAACAGUCAAAAUCGAUAUCAAAGUCGACAAGCCAACCAAGGAAAUCACUUUGAAUGCUUUUCAGCUCAAGUUACAUGAAGUAGAGGUUUCUUUCACUUCCGGGAAGACUUCUCAGUCUAUCAAGUCCAGUGAGAUAUCUUAUGAUACCAAGAAACAACGUGUAACUUUAAGUUUCCCGGACGAGCUUCCUGUCUCUGAAAAUGCCAUCCUAGCAAUCAAAUUUCAAGGAACUGUCAACAAUGACAUGGCUGGCUUUUAUUAUUCAAAAUACAAACCUCAAGUCACCCCAGCCGCAUCUGUUCCUAAGGUUGAUGAGUUCCAUUGCAUGUAUAGCACUCAAUUUGAGUCAUCUGAUGCUCGUAGGGCUUUCCCAUGUUUUGAUGAGCCUAACUUGAAGGCCACUUUUGACUUCGAGAUCGAAAUUCCCAAGGACCAAAUUGCUUUGAGCAAUAUGCCUGAGAAAGGCUCAAGAAAUUCUAAGGACGGAUUUCACUUCGUUGAAUUCGAAAGGACACCAAUCAUGAGUACCUAUCUCCUAGCUUGGGCCAUGGGAGAUUUCGAGUACAUCGAGGACUUCACAAAGCGCAAGUAUAACGGAAAGCCACUGCCUGUCCGUGUCUAUACUACCAGAGGAUUAAAGAGUCAAGCACAAUAUGCUCUCGAUCAUGCACCCAAAGUCAUCGAUUUGUUUUCUGAAAUCUUUGAUAUUGAUUAUCCACUUCCUAAAGCCGAUUUGCUCGCGGUACAUGAAUUUUCCCAUGGAGCUAUGGAGAAUUGGGGUCUGGUUACCUAUCGCACAACAGCUGUCUUGUUUGACGAGAAGACUUCUGAUACAAAAUACAAAAACAGGAUUGCCUAUGUCGUUGCGCACGAACUUGCCCAUCAAUGGUUUGGUAAUCUGGUCACCAUGGACUGGUGGAGUGAACUUUGGCUUAACGAAGGUUUUGCUACCUGGGUCGGGUGGUUGGCAACAGAUCACUUCCAUCCUGAUUGGUGUGUAUGGGAUCAGUUCGUGGCUGAGGGCAUGCAAACUGCAUUUCAGUUGGACUCCCUACGCAGCUCGCACCCUAUUGAAGUACCUGUCAAAGAUGCCUUGGAUGUUGACCAAAUUUUCGACCACAUCAGCUACCUCAAAGGUAGCUCGGUAAUUCGAAUGCUAGCCACGCAUCUUGGCCAAAAGACUUUCUUGAAGGGUGUUUCGGAUUAUUUAAAAGCACAUGCUUAUGGUAAUGCUACAACACAAAAUUUGUGGUCAGCUUUGAGCGAAGCUUCUGGUCUAGACGUGAAGGCUAUCAUUGAUCCAUGGAUCACCAAGAUUGGCUAUCCUGUUCUCACGGUUCAAGAAGAGCCUGGUCAAAUUAGCAUCACGCAAAGUCGUUACCUUUCAACUGGAGACGUAAAACCCGAAGAUGAUGAAACAACUUGGUGGGUGCCUUUGGAUUUCCAAGGAAAGGUAGGAGCCAAGGGAGCACAGCAAAUCGCGUUUGAACAAAAAGAAGACGUAGUCCGAGAUGUCGAUGAUUCUUUCUACAAGAUUAAUACCGAUACUGCAGGCUUUUAUCGAGUCAAUUAUCCACCGUCAAGACUUGCCAAGUUGGGUUCACAAUUGGAUCGCCUCAGCUUGACUGACAAGAUUGGUCUAAUCGCCGAUGCGGGUUCACUCGCAAUUUCAGGACAAGCAGGAACUCCAGCGUUCUUGUCUUUAGUGCAAGGCUUAGCCAAUGAAUCGAAUCACUUUGUUUGGUCAAAGAUCCUAGGACCAAUUGGUACUAUCAAAUCGGUGUUUUCCGACGAUGAUGCAGUUUCCAAUGGCUUGAAAGCAUUCUUGCUGAAACUGGUCUCCCCGGCAGUGGAAAAGAUAGGUUGGGAACAGCCUGCAGAUGAAGAUUUCCUUAAGUCUCAACUUAGACCUCAAUUAAUAUUGAGUGCUGGGCUUAACGGACACAAAGAGAUUAUCACCGAAGCUAAACGUCGCUUCGAUCUAUACACAAGCGGCAAGGACAAGACUGUUAUUCAUCCAAGUCUUAGAAGUGCCAUUUAUGGUCUUUCCGUUCGAUAUGGUGAUAAAUCAGAAUAUGAGGCUUUAAAGAAAGAGUACCGCGAAACAACUUCCAUUGAUGGCAAAGAAAUUGUUCUCCGUGCAAUGGGACGUGUUCAAACCCCAGAACUCAUUUCCGAUUAUUUUGAAUUCCUUUUCAAGGAGGUCGCAACGCAAGAUGUACACACAGGUGCAUCUGCUCUUGCAGCCAAUACCAAAACACGUUACCAGCUUUGGCAAUACAUCCAAGACAACUUUGAUCCAGUCAAAGAAAGAUUAUCUGCUAAUAUGGUUGUCUUCGAUCGAUUCAUUAAACUUUCUCUAUCAACGUUUAGUGAUGAUAAUGUCAACAAAGAAAUUGAGAAGUUCUUUGAAAAUAAAGACAAUAGAGGAUAUGAUCGAUCACUAGCAAUUAUUGGUGAUACUAUCAAAGGAAGAGCAGCUCUCAAAUCAAGAGACAGGGAGGUUAUCCUUGAAUGGUUGCAGACCAACAAUUAUUGCUGA
Botrytis fragariae is the source of this 2652-nucleotide messenger RNA. RefSeq names its product putative aminopeptidase protein. Gene Ontology annotation, cellular component: cytoplasm. Gene Ontology annotation, biological process: peptide catabolic process; proteolysis. Gene Ontology annotation, molecular function: zinc ion binding; metalloaminopeptidase activity; peptide binding. The transcript has 7 exons. The record is from RefSeq and is a predicted model, not a curated record. NCBI's taxonomy places the organism in Eukaryota, Fungi, Ascomycota, Leotiomycetes, Helotiales, Sclerotiniaceae. The coding region runs from base 1 to 2652 and encodes 883 amino acids.